AAACAUACAUAUUGUUUUAAUUCUUCACUAUUUCCUAGAAGUGAAUAUGUGAACCAUAACAUGUGUCACAAUUAGGAACUAUUGUGCACCGAGAUCAAUGAUCUCUCACCCGGAAGUGAUCUGUGUAAUAAGAUGUAACCAUUGUCAUUGAUGUACAGCCCAUCCUAUUUUCUUUUGUCGAAAUUCUACUAUCUAGAAUCAUAUUUACAUGGUUUUUAACUGUUAUAUUCCAUGUAUUUUCCGGAUUAUUUGGAGCCAUAUAGCUAACAGAUCAUUUUACAGAUCCUGACAGCGGUGCAUGCACCAAUGUCAUAGAAAAUACAUGGUGGUGUGUGAAACGUAGACUGCCAUCCAGUCACACCAGAAGAGGUAACUACGAUCUGCACUUGUGUGAAUACAUGUACAGGACAAUAAGAAAUGAGGAUGGAAUAUAUGAGGCCUUUUUAAAGGAUUGUGCUCAGCUGUAUCACGCUUGAGUGUGUAGCACCUGGGGCAAUGGUUAAAAAUGUUACAUAUCUGCUUGUCAGCGCUUUGACUGUUGUUUUCGUGUUUAUUGCACCUGUGGCUUCAGAAAUUCACAACAAUGAGCCCCUUGCCAGGAAUUUGACAUACAAGUCAGAUUCUCUGAAUAAGGAAUAUUAUUGUUACUACUGUACCAGGGAGUAUUAUGAAGACCAGAAUUAUAUUCAGAGAGAGUGCUAUGAGAAGAAUAAAGGUGACGAGAGACAGGAAGUAAGAAACAAAGAAGUCUUCAAGCCAUGGUGCAGGGAGGCAGAUGGGAUCGGCUUUGUGAAAAUCUGUCCCAUUCCAUCUGUGGCCAAUGGAAAUAUUCACUGCCCGACAAGCAACAAAGUGUAUGAAACAUGUAACGUCAACUGUUCUGAAGGCUACACUCCAGUGACAGAACAUCUAACCUGUCUAGAAAGUGGCAAGUUUGAUGGAGUCGCCCAGUGUCGGAGAGAUGUCUGUGCCAUUCCACCUGUGGCCAAUGGAAAUAUUCACUGCCCGACAAGCAACAAAGUGGAUAAAACAUGUAAUGUCAUCUGUUCUGAAGGCUACACUCCAGUGACAGAACAUCUAACCUGUCUAGAAAGUGGCAAGUUUGAUGGAGUCGCCCAGUGUCGGAGAGAUGCAGCAGCAGCAGAAGCAAGUUCCCCAAAGAAUGACUGGAAGUGGAUCGUCGGUGUCAGUGUCGGUGUUGGUGUUAUUGUCAUAGGAGUAAUAGUUGCUGUUUGUUUCUUUGUCAAGAAGCGAAGAAAUAAGAGCCCUGUUUCUUCUGGUUCUAAUAGUCAAAGGACAUCAACGUCGUCAUCUUCUGAAAUGGAACGCUUUCUAAUCUAUGAAAGUCAGAAAAACGAUAGAAAAGUGAACAAGAAGCCCGAACAGAAAAAGACCCACUCGAUCACGGAGCGUGACGAACCUCGUGUUGGCUUUGCUGAGCUGACUAGCAGUCAGAGAACACCAGCAGAGUCAGCUGAAAGACAGCCGCUGUCAUAUCACACUGAGUGCCCAGAGACUGCACCACCAUCCUACAGAACCAGAGAUUUUCCACCACUCAGUCUGGACAGUGGACAGAUCCAUAAAGAACCUAACAACUUGGGACCAUCACCUCUCACUGAAGAUGAUCCAGAUGCCACCGAGCGAAAAAGAGUCGUCGAGGUGCAUCCAUCAAGAUAUCGUGAAUAUGGAGAAGGAAGAUUACGUUCUGAACCAUCUAUCACUGGGGAGCAGCAAGCUAUAACAGUUGAAGUGGACUAUAGUAAUGCACACUCAUGUACUCAACUUGUGGAGGUGCUGAAGGAAUGUCGACAGAAUAAAGACAUCCAUGAUCAAAUAAUGCAUAAAAUUGAUGUGCCAAGAGAAGACAAUGAUGAUAAAAGUGUUGAAGGACUUGCCCAUGCCAUUACCGACAAAUCAUAUGAUGAAAUAAAGUGGACUUGUUCUAUGAACAAUUCCAUGAGAAAUACUCCUUUUACAAAAUUCCUGGUAAUCUUUAUUGAAGAAGGCAAGAAACUUGGACAUUUUGUGCAGUAUUUUUCACAGCCUAAAAGUAAAAGGAAGGAUGUGCUGGAACUAAUAUAUCAAAUUCAUAAAAAUUGUCAAUUUUGUCAUUAUUAUUAUGAAUUGUCAGGGAUUUGUUCUGCAGACUCAAGCUAUCCAACUAUAUGUAAUUAAUUAGUCAAGCUUGAUGGCCAGUGAAACAAAAAACAAACACUACAAUUGUGUUAAAAACAAUAGAAGUAAAUCUACAAACCAUUUCUUUUUAUUUGCUUUAAAGUACAUUUAUGUCAUACAUAUUUGUCUCCCAGUAAUCUCUGGCCCCUCUGUGACAAUAUGUCGAACCUGUCUUAAUUGGCCAUCCAAAAGAGUAGUCAAAAGUGGCUGCUUAAGACAGGUGGGUUGCUGGUGAAUAGAGGUUAUUAUUGUUAGUCGUGUAAAGUGUUGCUGUUUACUGUAUAUACUGUUUAUCCGUCCCACAUAAUAUAUAUGUUUUUUAAUAAUGCCUUAAGCUACGCUGCCUAUGAACUCUUUAUUAUAAUGGACAUGUUUGUUCCGUGCUUGUAUUACAGAUUUGCCGGUAUAAUGAUCUCAUGGAGGGUUUUCUGCUAUUGCUUGCAUACUUAGUUUUACCAAUUAAUAAUACUAUAAUAUGUAAUAAAUUACUACCAGUAACAUAGAAACAUUAAAAAAAUUAUUAUUAUUUUUAUUAAAAUAAAAGUUUAUUGACCCUAGAAAACAAAGAUAGUAGUGCCAGAGUUAGGACCCUGAUAUCACUACCUUACAAUCAUUUAAUAGGUUAAACAUUGUAUAUAACCAACCAGUGCAAGAUUUAUAAGGGGGCAAUUGCCCCGGGGCCCCCCUGCCAGAGGGCUCCCCCCAGACCAAGGACUUUAUAUAAAAAAAUGUAAUAAUUAUAAUGUAAUCAUUUUUUUAUUUGUCAUGUAAUUUAAUUUCUGUGUUUAGGGGCCCCCUCGAACCUGAAGUUCCCACAGGCCCCCCCAAGGUCUAAAUCCGGCCCUGUAACCAACUGAUAUAAUCUUUAGGCACACUGGUCCAUUUGGUCAUUCCAGUCAGUGAACCAUAACUGAUAUAAUCUUUAGGCACACUGGUCCAUUUGGUCAUUCCAGUCAGUGAACCAUAACUGAUAUAAUCUUUAGGCACACUGGUCCAUUUGGUCAUUCCAGUCAGUGAACCAUAACUGAUAUAAUCUUUAGGCACACUGGUCCAUUUGGUCAUUCCAGUCAGUGAACCAUGUAACCAACUGAUAUAAUCUUUAGGCACACUGGUCCAUUUGGUCAUUCCAGUCAGUGAACCAUAACUGAUAUACCAAAGGCUGUGUUAUGUGCUAUCCUGUCUGGAAUUGUGCAUAUAUAAAAGAUCCUUUGCUACCAAUGGAAAAGUUUAGUAGGUUUCCUCUCUAUGACUAUAUUUCAAAGUUACCAAAUGUUUGACCUCCAAUAGCCUGUCAUGUAGUAUUCUCUAUGAAAUUGUAUUAAACUGAAAGUCAUGUAGUAUUCUCUAUGAAAUGGUAUUAAAUUGAAAGUCAUGUAGUAUUCUCUAUGAAAUGGUAUUAAACUGAAAGUCAUGUUGUAUUCUCUAUGAAAUGAUACUCUAGUUGUGUCAUUACACUUUUAACUUUUUUUGUCAUGACAUUGGUUAAAAAUAUGAUAUGUCAAGUAAUUCUUGUGCCAAUACAUCUGAAGCAUUUUUCGCAUUAAUGUCUUGCUCACAUUAAUUUUGCAUAUACAUGUAGCUUUAUUGUUUUCUGUAAAAGAUCAAGUCUGACUUUCGUUGCGAUUUAACUAUUUUUGACAGAUUUAUGACCCUUGAACUUAGGAAAUAUGAACAUUUGUUUUUGUAGUGGUGUCGUUAAAGAAAACAGACCUUUUUGAGUCCAUUUUGCUUUAUUGUGCAAAAUAUGACAUUUGCUAUUAGGUUUUUCUUAUUGUGCUAACAUAUUUAGCAAUGUCAUCUUGUAUAUGUACUUGUGUGUUUUGGGUGACUCUUUAAAGUUUCUUAUAUGUGUCUUUUCCACCAAUUGAAAUUUGCAUAUGGUUGUCUUUUUGGUGGAGGCUGUGACAUGUUUUGUACAUAAUUUGUAAGUGAAUGAAAAAUAUUGACUAUAACCAAUAAUAUUUUUUAAUAAACGCACAAUGACAUGAAUUUUUCAAAUCGGUCAAAAUAAUGCAAGAUGUUUUUAUUGCACCUCUACGCAAAAACAAUAGCAUGUUUGAAGAAUACAGCAGUUGGUCACUGGCAUACUUAAUCAAUGAUGUAAGCCAGUCAUUAACUUUACUUCAAAAUGCCUCAGAAAUAUGAUAAAAGUUACAGCUAUUUGUUGAAAGAUUUGUGCCAGUUUACAUCAGUAUACUGGUACUGAUGUUGGGUUAGCUCUGGGUUUGCAAAACAUCUCAAAAUAUGCAAAAUCGACAAAUAUCACAAAUUUUUCCAACAAAUAAUUAUUACAUGCAAUUUUUCUCACAAAAAAAAAUAAUAGAUGCAAAUUGUUCCUAAAAUUUGCAGUAGGUGAAUUUGGUAAGUGACAGAGCUAUCCCUGCUGAUGACAUAAUAUAAGUUUAGACACCAUUGUAAAGAUCAAACAAUACAUGAAAUGGACAUGAUUGUUACUGGAACUGAAUAUUCAGUGAUAAUAAUCAGUUAACACUGAAACAUGCUGGUACCCAAUUUAUUCCAUUGUAUUGAAUACCGGUAUAAUGAGAGUUGACUAUAUAUGUAUAAUCAAAUCAUUCCUUAUGAUAUUUGUACAUAAUUGUUUCGUUUUGACAACGUGAAUUUGUGUUCAGAGAAUGCAGAAGAUCACUGCUGGCUGGUUGAUCGGUGUUGUUCGUCUGUGUCCUAUGAAGGUCAAUGUCCUAUGAAGAUAGUUCUCCAGCAACCACUGUGAAAUGAUCUCAAUCAUUUAUACAAGUAUAUUUAUGUACCUCAUGUAUAUAUAUUUUAGAAGUAUGUCUGUAACCUCUUUUAACUGCUCUAUGAAAUCCUUGGAUAUUUUUAUUAAUGAAUGGUUAAAUUUAUCGAAUAAAUUUUUUAGGAAUUGUAUUUGUAUUGUAUUGAUAUAGACUGCAAUUUUAUUUCUUUUUAAUCUGUACAAGGGUUCACAAUUUGCUAAGAAAAGUAUAUACAUGUAAUAUUUUGAAGUUCUUGAAGAAUUUUUUUCUGAAAUGUAUUGAUGUCAUUACAGGUGGGUAGAAAAUCCAGUUGCAAAACAUACUGUACACAUAUUCUAAAUUUGUUUGCAAAUAUUGAAUUUAUUAAAUAUGAUUCAAGUUUUAUUAUAUAUAAUUACCAAAAAUAUACACAAAAUUGAAAAGGUGAAUAUUUUUAUUGAUGCACAUAGUAUUUUUUUGUAACUAUGGGUUUUACAGCAUAUUUUAUUUAUUUAUCCUGCAAUCACUAUAUGUAUUGUCAAGAUAUAUGAUGACUAAAUAAAUUUCUGGAACUACUUAUACACUAGUUAUGAUCAGCAAACAAAUGUUAUAUUGUUCAAAGUUAUUUAUUUGUGUAUUUUCAGUUGAUUAUUUGGAUUUUUAAAACCGUUUUGCAUACAAUUUUUAAUUUAAAAAUUAGAAACAAAUUGUAGUUAUUUAAUAACUAUUUUGUUUGGUGUAUGAAUAUCAUAAUUGACUUGGUAUGUGUGGACAUACCACUGGAAAUGGUAAAGUUAUGAAACAAAAUGGUUAAUGUCAUUAAUUUUUAGUUUAUGUGGAUAGAGAAUAACUGGAUACUGUCUUAAGAUAUCAGGUCUAUCCUUCGAAGGUUAGAAUGGCGACAGCAUUGGCCAUUGGACCUGAGAAGGACACUAGUAAUCAGUUAUUUCUCUAUGUAAAUGUAUAUCCCUAUAACCAAGAGUUAAUUUUAACUGUUAAAACACUUCAAAGUCUAUUAACAUCUGUCAGCAUUUCCUUUUUAACUUCUGAGCCGUUUAAUAUAAAGGUCUCCUUUUUCUACCAUCUGGAGUGUACAGUUUAUUGUAGAUAAUUUAAAAUGUUUAACCAUGAUUCAAACUUAUGUAAUUUAGUACUUAUCCCUAGGCCCUGUGAUACAUGUAUAUAUAGCUCUGGGUUUCUAUGAUCUUCAGACAUUUUAAAAUUAUUUGCAAUAAACAGUGUUCUGGAUGAAACAAAAGGUAUUCCUUAUGUGAAAUGGUCCUUCAUACAAUUAUUUGCAAUAAACAGUGUUCUGGAUGAGACAAAAAGGUAUUCCUUAUGUGAAAUGGUCCUUCAUACAAUUUUUGCAUCGUCUGUUUUUUCAUUAGUCAUCUGAUGAAAUACAUUUUGUUUAAUUUUGAACAUUUUCAUAUUUUAAUAAAAGCUUACAAGAUGUG
Molecule: messenger RNA, 6346 nt
Organism: Gigantopelta aegis
Lineage: Eukaryota; Metazoa; Mollusca; Gastropoda; Neomphalida; Peltospiridae
Exons: 14
Coding region: 496-2175 (559 amino acids)
Source: RefSeq, a predicted model, not a curated record